Messenger RNA from Aspergillus welwitschiae, 864 nucleotides. RefSeq names its product TMEM53 family protein. The record is from RefSeq and is a predicted model, not a curated record. The transcript has a single exon. Bases 1 to 864 code for a protein of 287 amino acids. NCBI's taxonomy places the organism in Eukaryota, Fungi, Ascomycota, Eurotiomycetes, Eurotiales, Aspergillaceae.
AUGCUGUCUGCGGGGUUUAUUCCUUUGUCAGACCGAGUGUACCUGCGCAAUGGCAGAAAGAAAUCCAAAACGACCGGGACAGUCGAGCCAACAACAAUCAUCAUUUUCGGCUGGGGUGACGGUAUGCCGAAGCAUGUCUCAAAAUACGCCGAUGGCUUCCAUGAUCUAUACCCGUCCGCUCGGAUUCUUGUUGUGUUGUCAAGCACCUUACAGGCUCUAAGCCAACCUGUUGAAGAGCGGAUACAGGACAUGAUGCCAGUCAUUGAUACCGUGUUCCCUACUGCCACAGGAGAUGGCAAAAGUGAAGAGCGAGUUCUCCUGCAUUCUAUGUCAAACACUGGCGGGAUCUUCUUGGCUGCGGCCUUUACAGCCUACCAAAAACGCCAUGGCGCGGACAAUAGAUUCCCCCACAAGCUUCUCAUUUGUGAUUCAACGCCCGGUGGGCUUUCUCUCUCCAGACAAGCCGGCCGUUGGUCGCGGGCUAUGGCUGUGGGCACAUCCAAGUUCUUCCCGUGGCCGUUUAUUGUCACGCAAGCCUUGUGGUUUGUUUUACUCUGGGUUCACUACAUACUGGAGCGGCUGCGCGGACUUGAGCCUUCUGGAGUAUGGGCUGAUCGGGUAAUGAAUGAUGAGUCAGUCACAACUCGAGAGUCCAGCCGGCUGUACUUGUAUUCCAAGGAAGACGAGAUUAUAGGAUUCGAGGACCUCGAAGAAAAUGUCGCCCAAGUUAAAACCCUGGGCUACCAGGCGGUUGACCUCGAGUUGUUCGAGGCCUCACCGCAUGUUGGCCAUAUGAAGCUCCAUCCACAGCAGUACUGGGGGAAGAUCUCAGAGUGCUGGAAAGCGGCCAUAGCCAGGAAAUGA